AAAUAGUGAUAAGUUAGUUACGCCGUUCUCUACUUGAUAAGACUCGAUAUAGGCACUUGGGUUCUUUUGCACACGCUUUCAUCCGACUCGUAAAUGGUUCGAAGCGGCGCCGUGACGAUGAUCGUUUUCAACUUCAUGGCACGGCGUUCUUUCUUCACCAUGACUUUGCUGAACGGGACCGCCUUGCCUGCCACGACCUCCUUCUCGACCAAGUGGCGCUGGAGCGGCUGUACGGGGGGCUUGAUGUGGCGAUGGUACUUAAGCGGCAGCAGAUUGUUUUGCGUGUCGUGGUCCUUGAGGAUGCCUUUGAUCACGGUAAUUUCGUCCGCAAAGGGUCCCACUUGCGGUUUUUGGUGCCUGGCCAGCCACUUUUCCUUAAACUGGAGCAGGGGUUGCUUGACUUGGACCUGCACGCCCAUGUUGAAUGUCACGAUAAAUGGGAAAUGAACACGUUUCUGGGUCGAAGUGAUGCCAACGAACGAAUCUACGUG
This is a messenger RNA of Aphanomyces astaci, 491 nucleotides long. RefSeq lists its product as hypothetical. Bases 94 to 447 code for a protein of 117 amino acids. The transcript has a single exon. Lineage: Eukaryota; Oomycota; Saprolegniomycetes; Saprolegniales; Verrucalvaceae. The record is from RefSeq and is a predicted model, not a curated record.